Messenger RNA from Actinia tenebrosa (Australian red waratah sea anemone), 1402 nucleotides. Its product is annotated as GPI ethanolamine phosphate transferase, stabilizing subunit. Gene Ontology annotation, cellular component: endoplasmic reticulum membrane. Gene Ontology annotation, biological process: GPI anchor biosynthetic process. The record is from RefSeq and is a predicted model, not a curated record. Lineage: Eukaryota; Metazoa; Cnidaria; Anthozoa; Actiniaria; Actiniidae.
CGAGACCAUCUAUUCCAAGAUGGUGGACAAACACGAAGGAACUGUCGCCAAAGACAUCGCCAUAAUAAGCAUAAUUCAGUUAACAAUAACCACUAUAUCCAGCCUGUUUGCUAAUUAUCUUUUAACAAGUGUAUCAUUUGUGUCCAGUCCAACACUUUCCUUCAAGAUAUUCGUUGUUGUUUAUAGUAUUUUAAGCCUUUGUAUUCUGAUGUCAAAGACCAAGACGCGAUGGAGCCUUGUUCAAUUGGCAAAGUUACCUUUUAUCGUUGGGAGCUGUACUUUGAUAUUCUACGUUAUUGCUGUGUUAUAUGGAGCACCUUUCCUAUCGAAAACAGAUGAAACAAUGAUGUUGGGUCUUGUCAUGGCUGUCCUGUGCUUCUUACCACCAUGUUGUAUCUUAGGAGCCAAUCUUGAUGUUUUGUACAGAAUAUUUAUCAGCAACUGGCUCGAAUGCACUGCUGAGUCGUAUUUCCAGUGCUGUAUGACACUGACUGUAUUUGGUGCAUGGUUAGGUGCGUUUCCUAUUCCACUGGACUGGGAUAGACCUUGGCAGGUUUGGCCAAUCCCUUGCGUCAUUGGAGGAAUGUUAGGAAACACCUUGGGAGUUUUCAUAUCUGGAAUUAUUUUCUACUGUACAAGUAAAACAGGGAGGAAAGAUCUAUAAUAGACAUUAAAGGGAAGGUACCUUUCCCAAUGGGGGAAGGGCUGGGGAAUUCCCAAUAAUUUUUUAUGAAUGGUUGAAGCCCUACCCUGAUCACUCAAUAAGUAAAUUAUGACCCUCAAAUUAAGGUAACAAGAAAGCAGCUUUUGUCAAAAUAAAAUAUUCAAAUUUGUACUUAAUGACCCUCCCCUCUUAGACCACCUGGCUGUAUAAGGGAGAGUACAGUUUUUUCUGUGAUUACUAUUUCCCUCAGUAAUAAAGAGUAUCUAUCUCUCUGUCUUCCCUCUCCCUCCCUCCGCAAUACAAAAAGGUACCUUUCCUUAGGCAUUUAUAUAGGCAGUUCUGUGUAAAAUUGUGAAGCAGUUGGUAAGAUAUUUAUUUGUAAAAUAGAUUACAUAGCUUACUUUUUCUUAGCAACGAACGACAGUCCCCUUCACAGUUCCCUGUGCCAUUUUGAAAGGUAAACGUGCCUGUGCACCAUAGGCACAAAGGCGAAUACCUUCCAAUUAUAGAGAAAUUAUAUGUACAAUAUUAUUGAAACUGCUUAAAAAAGUCUUUAUCAAGGUCACCACCUUUCUACCUUUGAUACAAUUGGCACAAUUUCCUUUUAAGACGGCACAAAUAAUAUAUCCUACAACUGACCAGUCCGUCAUAAUAUCUAAUAUAAUAGGAGAUUAUCUUUAAAACUAGUUAUUUUUUAAAAGCAUAAUUUUAAGGAUUAAAUAAAAUUAUGAAGCAUUU